Rotaria sp. Silwood1 is the source of this 990-nucleotide messenger RNA. The record is from the annotation of a GenBank genome assembly. NCBI's taxonomy places the organism in Eukaryota, Metazoa, Rotifera, Eurotatoria, Philodinida, Philodinidae.
AUGUAUGAUAAUGAAAACUGUUCGGAAGCAUCCUAUUCAACAUCAGUACUUAAAAAACUAGUACUUACUUUUUUAGUGGUCUCAUACAAUCGGCCUAAUCUCAGCAUUUGUGCAUCGUGGAAUGAAGAUGCGGUGACAUUUGCUGAUAAGGAUUUAGUUGGACAAAAACCUGCUGGCCUUUUCAUCAAUGAUGAAGACGCCGUCUAUGUCGCUAAUCGUGAAAAUGGCCAGAUUAUAGUAUGGAACAAUGCAUCGUCGACUCCGACAAGAAUUAUUUCGACAAAUUUGACUAAUCCAUGGAGUCUUUUUGUCACAACCGAUAGUGACAUUUAUGCCGACCAUGGUAAUGACAAUGGUCAUGUCGAUAAAUGGACAUUCAAUGCAACGCAAAGUGCGAUUGCAAUUAAUGUCCAUGGUUGGUGUACAGGACUUUUCGUUGACAUCAAUUGCCAUUUGUAUUGUGCUUCGAUGACAAAUCAUCGUGUUGUUAAAACGGCACUCAACAAUGGGCAAACCGUAUCGGUGGUAGUGGCUGGCACAGGAUGUCCUGGUCCUGUGCCUAAUAUGCUUGAUCAUCCGCAUGGAAUUUUCGUUGAUAAUCAAUUCAACUUAUACGUAGCUGAUACAGACAAUAACAGAAUUCAAUUCUUUGCACCGGAUCAAAAAAAAGGAAUAACAAUGGCUGGUUACGGAGCAAAGGUGCGAUUUAUACUUAAUAGACCUACCAGUAUUGUACUCGAUGGUGAUGGUUAUCUAUUUAUUGUGGAAAGUCAAAAUCAUCGAAUCAUCCGAUCAAUUCCAAAUGGGUUCAAAUGCUUGGUUGGGUGUUUUGGUAACAGUGGAACAACAUCAAACCAAUUGGACUAUCCACAAACAAUGGCUUUCGACACAACUGGAAACAUAUUUGUGAGUGAUUUCAACAAUCAUCGAAUUCAAAAAUUCCAGUUAACUAGAAAUUCAUGUGGUAUGUCUAUUUCUAUUUGUGAUUGA